Molecule: messenger RNA, 4638 nt
Organism: Paramecium sonneborni
Lineage: Eukaryota; Ciliophora; Oligohymenophorea; Peniculida; Parameciidae
Source: the annotation of a GenBank genome assembly
AUGAGAUAAAAAAACCAUGGUAAGGCCAAAUCUUUACAUACAGUCUAAGAAGUUACAAAUACUAAAACAUUCUUUAUCAAUAGAAUCACAUAAAGAUCUUUUAUUAAGAGUAUCAUUCCUCCUUUGCCUCUUGCAUAAUUACCUUAAAUUUAAGUUCCUGCUUCUCUAACUGGAAGAAUUGUAGCUAGAAAAGUAAUAAAGGCAACUUAAUUAAAAACUUAAGAAAGUGUUCCUGAGAAUGAGAUUAAACAAUAACAAUCAAUUUUCAAAUUAGUUGCAUCUGCUGAAUUUAAAAAUAUCAUUACAGAAGAAAAAUCAAAGAAAGAAGAUGAUAAAAAUUUUACAUUAGAUGGUCCAUUAGAAUUCAAAAAAGAAUGGAGAUAAAAAAUAUUUACAAAAAAUAUUAAUUUUGAAGAGUCUUUUAAUUAAUCAGAUGAUAGUCUCAAUAUCUAAAUAUUUAUGAAAAAAGUUAGAUAAAUUAUUACAACUAGUCAUAUUUAGCAUAAUGAUAUUCAUACAAAUGAAAAUAGUUUCUUAUCAGAUAAAUUUAAAACAUAGUUAACAAGUCCUCGAUUUACAUUUACUAACCAUCUAUCAACAAUUUAGUUUUAAAAUUAACCUACCUAAUUAUAGAAAGCAGGAACUAUUGUAUAAUAAGUUCUAGAAGCUAUUGAAGAGAAAAAAGCUGAAAUAUAACCGUUACCACAAAAUAAUCGUAGAAAAUUAACAAUUUCUGUAUGUAGUCCUGAAAAUUAAGUUGGAGUGUUUUCCUUUAGUAUACCAGAUUAUGGAUAACGAUUAUAAGAAUAAGAUGAAGUUUAAGAAUAUACUGAUAAACCUAGGCAUGUUUUGAAGUAAGCAUUGCAAUUUGUAAGUAAAUAUAAUGUUAUUGUAGAUCUCUUCAUAACCUAAGAAAAUGGCAACCAAGUUUUCAAAAUCUAUUUUGAAGAUUGUAGGAAUAAAUGAAGAAGAAAAUUAAUAAGAAGAUGUUCAUCAAUAUUAUAAUUUAUAAAAAGUAAUUAUUUUAUGAAGUAAGACUAGAAGGUUUAUGAAGAUGUAUUUACAAAAUAAGAUGUCUCGUAUUUUCACUAAAUUAGAAGAGAAUAUCCUAUUACAUUUAUAAUUAAUACAAGAGAAAAGAGGAUCGAUUUCCUUUUCAAAACCAAGUGAAAGCCAAUAAUCUAGUAGAGUUUAUUCUUGGUGUACUAAUCCUGCUAAUAGUAAUCAUGAAUCUUUAUCAAAUCCAACAUUUUAGAUUGAAAUAGAAUCUAAUCGUUUUUUACUAACUUAAAUCUAUUAAUGUGAUUAUUCUUUUGAUAAUUCAGAAUUUGAUUAUUAAAGUUUUAGCAGUGAUAAUUAAUUUUCAGAAAUGUUAGAUUGCUAAUCUUAAAUUAAGAUAACAAAUCUCAAUAAUCAUAUUUAAUUUAUAAUCAACAGUUUAGAUUGUAUAGAUAGAAAUAUGAUGUUACAUGAUCCUGAUAUUCUUAUUGAUACUAAAAUUGUUCCAGAUUAAAUUAAUCCUACAAUGGAUGGUUAAAUAAUGAGAAAUAUUAAUUCUAUAGUGAGAUUUCUAAAACGUAAAGAUCAAAUUAGAGUUGCAAAAUUCAUGUUUCUCUAAUACAACAAUAUUUUGACAGGAGAAUUUGAAGAUCAACAUGAAAUAAAUAAUUUGAAUACUGAUUAUGGUUUAAUUGAAGUUGAAUUUGAAGAUCAUCCAUAAACAAGAUAAUCAACUAUUAAGAUUGAUAUAGCGAAAAUGUUUAUAAAAGCUGCAAAACCAAUUUAAAAGAAGAAAUCCAAUUAAGAUUAAUCUCCUUCUAGUGAGAGAUCAAAUUAGAAGACAAAUUCUAAAAUAAUAUCAUCUCCUCGACAUUAAACUGUAAAUUAAUAGAAUAAACCAGUUAAAUAAUUAUUAGAAGCAACAUCAAGUUAAACAAGUGUUUUAAGAAGAAGAAGUGAUUCUCCAUAAGAAGAAAAUAGCAUCAAAGAAAAUAGUAAUACUAAUACUACUUAAUCAAAUAAAAUGAAAGCUACUACUUAAACUAUUCAAAAUACUACAGCUCCAAUCUCAUAAAGAGAAGAUCAAAUUAAAACAAAUGCUAUCAAGAGUCAAGAUAGAAGAAAUGCUGUAAUGAUAUCUUCAAUGAGUAAACAUUCUUUACAAAUGAGAACACAAAUUACUGAAGCUCGUAGAAGGUAAUCUAUUCCUGUUAUGGAGAUUGUUAAAUUAUUGAUAGAAGAACAAAAGUUAUCGGAAGUAUUUGUUUCAUACAUUUAUUAAUUUAAUAGUUAGAAGAAGUAUUUACCAAUAAUCCUAAUUUACCAAUCAAUGAAAGAUUAGUAGAUGGAAAUACAUAUUUAAUUUUUGCGGCUUAAACAGGAAAUGUCGAAAUAGUUGAAUUACUUUUACAUAAAGGAGCCUUUGUAAAUGUACAAAAUGUAAUAGUAUCUCUUUAAUUUCCAGAAUAAUGGUGAUACAGCUUUACAUAAAGCUAUAGCAUAUAAUUUCUUUAAUAUUGCUGACAUUUUGAUUUCUUAGGGUGCUUAAAACUUGAGAAAUCAUGAUGGUUUGACUCCUUGGCAAUAUGUGUAAUGAUUUAAUAUUUUUUUAUAUUUUAUUACUAAUUUAAGUAUGGGUAAAUUAAAUAAAGAAUAAAGACUUGAAAAAUAAUUAGCUAAAAAAAUUGAAAAGCAAGAUGUGUAUUAAGAAGUCAAAUUAUAAGAGUCUUAAGAAGAUGAUUUUAAUGUUGCUAAUUUAAUUUCAACUUUAGAAGAACAAGGAUAAUAGAUUGAUAGUGUUAAAACUCAAUUCUUGAGAGUUAAUGAAAAAGCAGUAAAUCUAUUAAGUUAAAUUUAGAGGAUUGUUUAAGAACCAGAAACAUAAGCUGAAAGAGAUUUCUAAGAACGUAAAGUAGCUGCAACUGUGAUGAAAUAAGAUAUAAAAAAAUGGUUACCAAUUGUUAAAAAAAAUAGAGAAUCUGAAAGAAUUGAUUUUACUAAAUAAAGAAAUGUAUAGAGAGCUAAAAUGUAUAUUAUUAAAUAUGAUAUAAAUUAGUUCUGAUACAUCAAAUGCUUUAUUGAAUAACAAUUUAGGAAUUAAACUAUAAAAUGCAAUGGAAGAAGUUGAAAAAGUUGAAUAAAAAUAAGAAUUAAAUAAUUAGUCAAAUUAAUAAAAGAGCAAUCUUUCUUUCUAUAAUGAUCUUAAAAUGAAAAAAAUCUCAUCAAUAAAGUCUAAAAUAUACAAGUAAAUAAAGAAAAAGAAAGGUAAUAAAGAGAAAUUGAAAUUAAUGGCUUAAUUGACUCCAGCAGAAAGGAGAAAAGAAAUUGAAAAAUUAAGAUUAUCAAGAGCAAAAGAGAGAAUAACUUUGAGACAUUCGACUAAGAAUAAAUAUGUUUCUUAGCUUUUAAGAUUUGGAGGUGAUAAGAAAUCUCUAAAAUAAUAAUAAUCAUUUUUGAACAAUAUUAAACAUUAAUUAUUAGCUAAAGCAUAAUUAAAUGAAUUAGAAGAUGGGGAUUUUGAUGAAGAGAAUUUCAGAGAGUAAGCUAUAUCUUAAUUGGAGUAAGAAUUAUAAGAUAUAGAAAGGAGAGAGAAGGAGAAAUAAAAUAAUUUUGGGUUUUUGGAUAAAUAAAAGAAAAAAGAUUUAUAAGAAUCAAAAUCAAUAGCAUAAAAGCUAUUAACAAUGUUAAAAUCUGGAAAUGAGGAGGCAAUAUAAAUGGAGGAAUCAGAAAAUUAAGAAUAGAAUAGUGAUGAUAAUUAUGAACAAUAUAAAAAUGAUAAUAAAGAUAAAUCUAAAAUUAAUGUUGAAAAUAAUGAAUUUACUGGGAGAACAAAAUUUGUUAAUGAAACAAAAUAAUUGACUGAAACUUAGAAAAAGAAGAUUGAUGCUAAGACAUCUUUGUCUAAUUAUUUAAAUUUGGAAUCUGUGAAAUAGUUAUAAUUAAAUAAUUAAGAUAAAUAAUAAUUAAUAAUUUAAGAUGAAAAAAAGCAAUUGAUAGAAGGAUUAAAUAUAAAAAAUAUUAAAUAGAAAUAUGAAAAAUAAGUGAAUAAAAAAUUGACAAAUUAAGAAUUAAAGAAAUUGUAAUAAGAUCCAGAUGAAUUAUUAUAAUAAAAUUUAGCAAAUUUCAAUUUGGUUUUGGAUGAAGAUGAAGUAUGAAAUAGAAAUUGAUUAUUUUUAGAAUGAAAAUGCAUUUAUUGAUGAGAAAAUAAAAGAUAUGGAAGAAGAGAUACCUCCAGAACCUAUAAAUACAAAAGGAUGGGGAUGUUGGGCUGGAUUUGGUAUAAAAGAGAGAAAACCUUUAAGUUAAGAAUAGAUAUUAUAAAAUAAAAUAAAAAAAAUUAGAGAGAUUUAAAAGAAGAGAUAAGAUUCAAAAUUAGAUAAUGUAAUAAUUAGUGAGAAAAGAGAUUCAAAGGUAAUUCAUUCUAUUAAUAUAUUAAAGUUUGCAAAAUAUUUAGUUCCUAAAUUACCAAGUGAAUUUACAAAUUCUGAAUAAUUUGAUUAAUUACAUACAUUACCUUUGGGUCCAGAAUGGAAUAGUUUAACUAGUCAUUAAGUAUUAACUUAACCAUAAAUAAUUACUAAAGCAGGUGUAAUAAUAAAUCCUGUUAAGAUUCCUUAAUAAAUAAACAAACUUCUUUGA